This is a messenger RNA of Thyridium curvatum, 1029 nucleotides long. RefSeq lists its product as uncharacterized. The record is from RefSeq and is a predicted model, not a curated record. The transcript is spliced from 2 exons. NCBI's taxonomy places the organism in Eukaryota, Fungi, Ascomycota, Sordariomycetes, Thyridiales, Thyridiaceae. The coding region runs from base 1 to 1029 and encodes 342 amino acids.
AUGUUCUGGCAAUCAGUCAUCACGACGGGCCUUCUGGCUGCCGCCGGGGCGCAUGCCGGCAGGCAACUCGACGGCAUUGCCGAUGCAAUGCUGACACCGCGGAAUCAAGGCAUGCUGGAGGGCCGGAUGGAGUUUUUCGCAUCGCCAGAGGGAAGCGCGCCGCACCCGGACCACCCCAUCGUCAUCGCGAAGCGCCAGUCACCAGACAUCAUCCUCAACAGCGACGGGUCCCUCAACAUGACCGCCUGGGAGAACCUCGCCAACGCCGCCUGCAACGAGGCCCUCCUCAAGCUGCCCGAGUCGACCAACCCCUCCGGCACCUGCAUCUGCUACAACCUGCCCGCCCUCAACAACGUCACGGGUGCCUUCGAGGCCGACCUCAGGCUGUAUCAGCUCUCGACGCCCUCGGGCGCCUUUGCCGGGAUUCCGCCGCAGAACAUCCAGGUCGGCCUGACCUACAGGGGCGCGGCGGUGUCGCCCGUGACGCCGCAGACGGCGCAGAAGGCCGUGGCCAUGAGGCAGGCUGCACCAUCGGCAGCCGCAGGAGGAGCCGGCAGCCAGCCCUUCGGCAACCAGCUCAUGCUGCUGCAGACCUACCUUUUCGUGGGCCAGAUCGACCAGACCAAGAUGAAGCCGGGCCUCUCUAUGGCCGAACUCGAAGCUCUGGUCAUGCCCGUCGUCACCCUCUCUGGCGUCAACGCCGCCGGCCAGAGGGUGUCCACCAACGUCUCCUCCAACGAGGCCGCCUUUGUCGCCGGCGUCUUCAGCCAAGAGGUCAUCAUGUCCGACUUUGCCCUCGCCAACGCCGCCGUCGACAAGAUCCUCACCCAGAUGACCAACCAGCAGGUCGCCUUCGUGCUGCCCGGCGUCAACAUCCUGAUCUUCCCCACGGGCCUCGUCAUCUGCGGCGCCUGGCUUGUCCUGUUUAUGGCCGCCGUCGGCUACGGCACCUACAUGCGCAUGAACUUUAGGGAGCAGUACAGGCGGCGGGCGGCCCGGGCUGGAGUGUCCAAGGCUAUGAGGAUAUAG